UAAUAAAAAUAAAUAAAAACUCCUCCUUUAUCUUUUGAGACCAGUAAAAAAGACUCCGCCUUUUGCUCUCCCCUGUCGAUCUCCGUCUUCCCCUCCCCGAUCUCUCACGCGCGUCCGCCUCGCCGCCGGCCCGCCGGGAAGAUGGCCGCGUCUGCGUCCGGGUCCGUGUCCGGGCAGAUCCAGCCGCCCAAGAUCCCCGACGCCGUCGUCGCGCUCGCGCAGGCCGCCGCCAAGGCCAACAACAACAGCAACAACAGCGCCGCCGCCGACGCCACCGACAAAUAUCUCCCCGGGUGGCCGCUCUUCUCGCCGCCCAAGAUGCAGCUGACCAAGUGCGCCAAGUGCCCCCGGGAGUUCUGCUCCUCCGUCGCCCUCCGCCGCCACACCCGCGUCCACCGCCGCGCCCUCAAGAUCGACAAGGAUUUCCCCAAGAACAGAGACCACCUUGCCGCAUUCUGGGACAAACUCACGGUGGGCCAGGCCCAAGCGAUACUGUCCUUGGAGGGCGUGGCUAUAGAGGAGACCAGCGCUUUAUUCAUUUUGACAUCGUUGUCGUCAUGGAUGUGUAAGCCAGGGUACGCUUCGUUGCCGCUGCCGUAUGCCAGAGCCGGCAAUGAACUUCUGGACCUUAUUCAGACAGCAGCCUCAAGACUACCUAUCUCUUCAAAUGAACUGUUUAUCAUGUUCGACGAAGCAAGCGAGAACACAUUUCUUUGUACUGACGCUGCCUGUGUUCAGAAGUUUUUGUUUGAUGGGGAGGUUGAGAAGGUCGCAACAGAGUUGAAAAAUGUUGUUGCGUGCACGAGUUACAUCCUUGAACAGAAGCUGGUCGAAGCAUGGUCUGCUGAUAAGGCUGCUGAAGCGUUAAGAUGCCAGAAGUUGCUUGUGGAGGAAGAGGACGCUGCUCAGAAAAGGCAAGCUGAAAUCAUGGAAAGGAAAAGGAUGAAGAAACUGAGACAGAAAGAACAGAGACUGAAAGACCUCAAGGACGAGGGUACCACGGUCCAGUUACCUGAAGUUGUGGAUGGCGCGACGGGCUCUCCUGGGAUCGAGAGUCUCGAGGCUGUUUCAGGCCCUGGCCUCCACGAGCAAGAAGAUCCACAGUAUCUUCAAUUGUCAGCACCAGUGCCGCCUUCAGAGGACAAUGCUUGCAAUGGAGAAGAUGCUGGUGCUGUUUUCAGGGAACAAGCCAUGGCAACAGCCAAUCUCGACAGAGUAGAAAACCUGCCCCAAAAUAGCUCUGCCUCAGCUUCUUCCGUGACUGCCUCGAAGCAUCCAUCUUCAGUAAGACACUCACGUCACAGGGAGCCAAAUGUCGGUGCAGUGACAAACAAAAGCAAGACCUGGGCAUGGAAGGUGCGAAGUGGUGUUGAAGAACGGUGCCCAAAAGGCGAGCCAGAUGUAGAUGCUAACCAGGAGACCGCUCCCCUCAACACGGACAAGAACUCGCAAGUGCUAAUAGGAUCCAUAAGCGUCGCGAUCGAGGAGGGCAGUAGAUGCUCGCAGGAUUCCAAGGAUUACCACCCAGUUCCUCCUGAAUCCGAUUUGACCACUCUGAACGAUCCAGUGGCCGAGGUGAUGCAGCCAGUCAGCCAUGAUGAGAACGCAUGCGAAGACACCGAUGGUGGCACCAUUACACCGGCAGCAGAGGACCGUUCUCCAUCCAGUGUCGUGACAGAUGAGAGCGGUUCAGUCGGUGGCAACCCAGAGUCGGCAGAGGGCGUAGGCCUACGACAAGGCACCGUGUCUUCCGGUCAAGAAGCGUCGGCAUUCCUUUCUCAGAGAUGGAAGGAAGCAUUGGCUGGGGAUCAUGUGAAGCUUGUUCUGUGCUGAGGAAACUGGAGCUGCACAGGUUCAACCGGAGGGCUGAUCUGAUGUAUACAGGGAAGACAUUCGACCAUAGGGUCCUGGUUACUAUAUGAGCCGAGCCGACCCGACCCAACCCGACCCAUGUAGCAGAGUAUUGUGGAGUUGCAAAGCAUCCAAUGAUAGUUAAUUUGAGUACUAGACCAGUAAAAUGCUUGCACGGCGCAGCUGAAUUUGAGUGUUAUACUACUUGAUAGUUAACUAGUGCAGUACAAGAGUUGCGUGUUGCGUGGGUAGAGUUACCAUUGCAUGAUAAACCAUGAGGGGAAAGUUAUCAGGUGAUGACAAGAUUGGCCAGUAGAAUUCCUGGGGUUUUAGUUUA
Molecule: messenger RNA, 2188 nt
Organism: Triticum dicoccoides
Lineage: Eukaryota; Viridiplantae; Streptophyta; Magnoliopsida; Poales; Poaceae
Exons: 9
Coding region: 142-1833 (563 amino acids)
Source: RefSeq, a predicted model, not a curated record